UCUUUGAUAAUCCCAAAAAAACCGAUGACUUAAAACUCCAAAAAUGCCACCCAAUUCUCUCUCACCACUUUUCCCUCUCUCUACUCCUCUUUAAAAACCACUUACAUUCACACCUUUUCAUAUCUCUCUGCAAAACAAACAUGGAGGAGAUAACUAAUGGCGGCAACAAAAACGAACCACAGCUUCUGAAGCUUAAAUGUUCCGUACAGAACUACGACUGGGGACGAAUCGGUUACGAUUCGCGCGUUGCAACCCUGUUUGAGAAAAAUUGUGGUGUUCAGAUUGAUGAGAAGAAGCAUUAUGCUGAGUUUUGGAUGGGGACUCAUGUGUCCGGACCGUCGGUUGUGGAUGCUGGUGAUGGUGAUAAUGUGAGUUUGAAGGUGUGGAUUGUGCAAAACCCUAAGGUUUUGGGUGAUGUUGUUGUUGAUAAGUGGGGAGUUGAUCUUCCAUUUUUGCUUAAGGUCCUUUCUGUGGGCAAGUCAUUGUCAAUACAAGCCCAUCCAGAUCAGGAAUUAGCAGGAUUCCUUCAUAAGACGCAACCAAAUGUGUAUAAAGAUGCAAAUCACAAGCCCGAAAUGGCUCUGGCAUUAACAGAGUUUGAGGCGUUAUGUGGGUUUAUAAGUUCAGAGGAACUUGAUGUUGUGCUUGAAACUGUUCCCGAGAUUAAUGAAGUGGUUGGCAAUGCAAGUGCAAACCAAAUCUUAACUGUCGACAAACACAUUGGUGAACUCAAAGAAGAACGCGCUCUUCAGUCAAUAUUCACUAAACUCAUGUCAGUUGACCAAGAGGUUAUUUCUGAAGCACUAUCCAAAUUAGUCAACCGUCUAACCCAUGAAAAAGAGAAAAGGCGGUUAACUAGUAAAGAAGAACUAGUGUUGAAGCUUGAAAAAGAAUACCCAAAUGAUGUCGGGGUGUUAGCCGCGCUUCUCUUUAAUCAUGUCAAACUCGAACCCGGUGAUGGUUUAUACAUAGCAGCAAAUGAACCACAUGCGUAUUUGAAUGGUGAGUGUAUCGAGUGCAUGGCAGCUUCCGAUAAUGUGGUCCGUGCCGGUCUCACUCCAAAAUAUAUUGAUGUUAAAACCCUCUGCUCCAUGCUCACAUAUAAACAGGGGUUACCUGAAAUAUUGAAAGGUGUACCGAUGAACCAAUAUGUGAGACGAUACACACCGCCUUUCGAGGAAUUUGAGGUUGACCAAUGCGUGCUUGACCAAGGCGCGUCAGUUGUAUUUCCUGCACUUCCGGGCCCGUCUGUUUUUGUGGUGAUUUCUGGAGAAGGAACGAUGGCGACGGCAUCACGUGAAGAUCGAGUGUCGGAAGGCGAUGCGUUGUUUGCACCUGCAGGGACCGAGGUUCAUGUUAGUACUGAUACAGAACUGCAGCUGUAUAGAGCUGGAGUGAAUCACAAGGUGCUUUUGAACCCUUGACUGAUGAGGAUGGAAGAAUGGGUCACUAGUAGUUUAUGUAAAUCUGUGUGUCAUUCUGUUUACAGAAUAACGGUUUUAAAGUUAUAGUAGUUGUAAUGAUAUUCACAUAUAUUAUAUAAUUAUAUACAUUUUGGUUCA
Molecule: messenger RNA, 1562 nt
Organism: Helianthus annuus (common sunflower)
Lineage: Eukaryota; Viridiplantae; Streptophyta; Magnoliopsida; Asterales; Asteraceae
Product: mannose-6-phosphate isomerase 1
Exons: 5
Coding region: 141-1424 (427 amino acids)
Biological process (GO): carbohydrate metabolic process; GDP-mannose biosynthetic process
Cellular component (GO): cytosol
Molecular function (GO): mannose-6-phosphate isomerase activity; zinc ion binding
Source: RefSeq, a predicted model, not a curated record